Drosophila serrata is the source of this 1001-nucleotide messenger RNA. RefSeq lists its product as uncharacterized. Gene Ontology annotation, cellular component: transcription factor TFIIA complex. NCBI's taxonomy places the organism in Eukaryota, Metazoa, Arthropoda, Insecta, Diptera, Drosophilidae. Gene Ontology annotation, biological process: transcription by RNA polymerase II; transcription initiation at RNA polymerase II promoter. The record is from RefSeq and is a predicted model, not a curated record.
CACGGAAAGACGGGCUCUUUUAUCUGCCAUCUCUGGAUUGCGAAAUUAGCAAGAAACUUAAAGAAAAAACUUGAGGAAGAAUUGUCUUUAAAUAUGAAUAAAUUGCCGCGCCUUGAAACCUUGAUGUUUAACAAAUCCGUGAUCGACGAUGUGAUUGCCAACAUGUCCAAUGCCUUUCAGGACGCAGGUGUUGAUGAAUCUGUGCUGCAAAAGUUGAAGCAAGUAUGGGGAUCCAAAAUGCAGAAAGCCUUAGGAGUGAACAUAAUCGACUCGAUCCCCAACUUGGACACCAACUCCACUGAUACGGGCCCCACUAUGGACACUGACAACACCAAGAAGAACGCUGUGGAUGAGACAGUUUCAGUACAGGAGGCACCUACCAAAGUGACCACAGCUGUUGCUGUAACCAGUGAAGUUCCAACUGCGAUCCCAUGGAAACUGCAAAAGAUCGAUUUGCCAGAGCUCUUGAACACUUACCAGGCUCGACGCAACUCCAUGUCUGUGGGAUAUGCCAUGGAACUGGACGGGUUACCACCAGCCAAGGAGGAACCGGACAAAGAGGAGGUUAAGGUCCAGCUUGAGUUGCCAGAGAAAGAGGAAGAGGCUAUCCAGCAGGUUCGCAACGAUGACGAGGCUCGGAACAGUAGCGACGACGAAGCCUCCGAUGGUGACCUGUUCCAGUCGGACAAUGUGAUCAUAUGCCAAUUUAAUAACAUCACCCAUUACCGCCAAAGGUGGAGGUUCAACCUCAGGAACGGAGUGAUGCGCAUCAACGGCUCGGAAUACGUAUUCAAGAAUUUGCAGGGCGAGGCAGAUUGGUAAUUACAGAAGGAAGUUACCAUCAUAUAAUUAACAAGAAAUUUAACAAAAAUCGACAAAUCCAGCGAUUGAACGCAUCCUGGCUUCUGCCAAGCAGAUAUGUUAUUUGCAUAUCCAUCAAAAAUUCAAAUUACACAUAUUGAAUGCAAAUGAAACAAAUGUGGGUUUACUCAAAGAUUGAA